GAGAUGAGGACGCUCCAAGCAUCUGCCGCCACUCCAGCACCCGCAAAUACCACGUCGCAACUGUCAGAAACGCCCAUUACCGCCCAAACCGAAACCUCCACAUCGCUUUCUACGGAUAACAAGUCGUCUGAAAGUGCGCAGCCCGCUACAUCGUCAUCCGCAAAGCUCCCAGCUCCCACCAACCUAACUCGCGCAGAGACUGAAGCCAUUGGCCCUUCCACAGAUACGCCCGCUGCAGCUCCCGAUAACUCAAAUGGCCCGGUACUGGUGAUAAUGCUGCUCCUUACAACUGGUGCGAGACACCCGUAUAAGAUUGACGAGAAAUAUUUGAAGAAGCGUAAUGUUGCGGUGGAGGCAAUGGACCCAUACAACAUCAGCGUCUAUACACUCAAGGAGUUAAUAUGGCGAGACUGGCGGGAAGAAUGGGAAACUCGGCCUACCUCACCAAGUUCAAUACGAUUGAUCCAUUUCGGUCGCAUGUUGGACGACAAAUCGCCACUAAAAGACUGUCGGUUCCAAAUAGACAAUCCGAACGUUGUUCACAUGACUGUGAAGCCUCAAGAGGUGGUUGAUGAGGAAGAAAACGCAAAGACCGGGAAAGGCGCGAAUCGAAGAGACGGCGAAGAUGAGCCUACAGCCGGCUGUCGUUGCGUCAUCCUAUAGAAGCAUUUGCUAGUCAUUCAAAUACCGGCUCCACGGUGUAUCUCCUUGCGACGUCAACCAAGACGGGCGGCCCAGGCAUCCACGGCAGGUUUGGUAUCGCUUGAGUAUCUGGCAAGCAGCGUCUAUACCUGUUUCAGCACAUCGACAUUUCGAAUACGCUAUUUCACGAGGCACGCCAUUGUUGAGUAUCAUGUGCGCCUUCGAACCGGGAACUGCACUGGCGAAGACACCUAAGGCUUGAGUGGUGGUUUGUCAAGGAUUGGUUCGGCAGUCAGCGAUAUUCUCUUUUCAUUUGUACCUUUUCUUCCUAUGUGCAUAUGGGCCCUGUAGUAGUUCGGUCUAAUCGGAGACUCGGCGUUUGUUAUUAUAAUAUCAGGUGUACAAGUACGCCUCCGGGGAGGAACAUACAUAUUGCAGUUUUUAGACGGUUCAGGGAAUAGACGUCCAUUGGACAGUGUCCAAUGAUUCUGCCC
Cucurbitaria berberidis CBS 394.84 is the source of this 1136-nucleotide messenger RNA. RefSeq names its product ubiquitin-like protein. Lineage: Eukaryota; Fungi; Ascomycota; Dothideomycetes; Pleosporales; Cucurbitariaceae. The transcript is spliced from 3 exons. The record is from RefSeq and is a predicted model, not a curated record. Bases 4 to 663 code for a protein of 219 amino acids.